Bipolaris zeicola 26-R-13 is the source of this 1485-nucleotide messenger RNA. RefSeq lists its product as uncharacterized. The coding region runs from base 1 to 1485 and encodes 494 amino acids. Gene Ontology annotation, molecular function: heme binding; oxidoreductase activity. NCBI's taxonomy places the organism in Eukaryota, Fungi, Ascomycota, Dothideomycetes, Pleosporales, Pleosporaceae. The transcript is spliced from 5 exons. The record is from RefSeq and is a predicted model, not a curated record.
AUGAGGAAUCCCUGUCUGUCAUUUGAGGACGUGAGAGCGCACAAUAGCCGCGAAAGUUGUUGGGUUGUCAUUAAGAAUCAAGUUUGGAAUGUGACCGAUUUCCUCACUUCGCAUCCUGGAGGAGCAGAUACUAUUCUCAGGUAUGCAGGUCAAGAUGCGACUGAAAUCUACAACGAAAUCCACGCCCCAGGGAUGCUCGAGGAAACACUAGCCGAAAACCCGCGUGAAAGCACAUUAGAAGAAACAGCGGAUGCCAAAUCUAAACCUAAGCCCCCAAUAUCUACUCGACUUGAAUCUGUCGAUGCACUUGCGCAGAUACCUUUCGUUUACGAGAAACCAAAUCUCCGUUCGAUUAUUUCUGCCGCUGAUUUCCAAGAAGUCGCCCGCCAUACAUUGACCCCCAAGGCCUGGGCAUUUUAUUCCAGCGCUGCAACCGAUCUCGUAACACAUAAAAUGAACAAAGAGAUGAUAAGACGAAUCAUGUUCCGACCGCGUAUCCUCCGCGACGUCAAGACUGUUUCCAUCAAGCGUAACGUCUUAGGGUGCGAGUCGUCAGCACCAUUCUUCAUAUCACCCGCAGCUAUGGCGAGACUGGCACAUCCGGACGGUGAGCUUGCUUUGGCCAGAGGUGCCGCAAAUGAGGAAAUUGUGCAAUGCAUAAGUAGUAACGCGAGUUAUCCUCUCGCCUCCAUUGUCAAGGCCGGAAAAGAAGGGCAAAUAUUCUGGUUACAGCUAUACGUCAACUCUGAGCGAGUCAAAACUGAGGAGUUGUUGCGAAAAGCGGCAUCUCUUGGCAUUAAGGGCAUAUUUGUUACCGUUGAUGCUCCAGUCCCAGGUAAGCGCGAAGCAGAUGAGCGCAUCGCCGCUGAAAGUGUCGCGAGCGCUAUAUCCGGUGCGGUUGCAAGUAAUGACAAAAAGGGCGGUGGUAUGGGCCGGUUGAUGGCGGCCUAUGUAGAGAAGAGUCUAGUUUGGGAAGAUAUCGCGUGGAUUAAGAGAGUUUCCGGCUUGCCUGUAGUCCUCAAAGGGGUGCAGAGCGCUGCAGAUACGAUCAUGGCCGUGCAAUUUGGAGCAGAGGGUGUCUUCCUCAGCAAUCAUGGCGGUCGAUCGCUGGACGGAGCUCAACCGAGUAUUCUAAUAUUAUUGGAACUUCAUCGCAUCUGUCCAAAUGUGUUUGAUAAACUCCAUAUUUAUAUCGAUGGCGGGUUUGAACGCGGCUCAGAUAUCCUCAAGGCGAUUGCUCUAGGUGCCACCGCUGUCGGAGUGGGUCGCCCGUAUCUGUAUUCAUUGACGUAUGGUACGGAAGGUGUUGAACAUCUUACGCAAAUCCUCAAAGAUGAACUCGAGACAUCCAUGCGCUUAUGUGGUCUCACGGAUGUUAAUCAAGCACAUCCUGGCCUAGUGAAUACACGGGAUAUCGAUCACUUGGUUGCAUCACAUUUGGAUGAGCAUCCAUACAUUCGAUGGAAACCUAAAGCCGCACUGUAG